CAAACUGUCCCUCCUCUGACUAUUCUCCUUCGUGCCCACGUUGGCUCGAAAGCCUGCUGGCUCCACUCUUGCUUUUCGUCCGACCUAACUCUUGGUUCCUCGUCUCUCCGCGUAUCGGACCCGCUGCCAUGGCGCACUCUGUGGCGCGCACCUGCCUGCUCUUGGCCGCGAGCGCGUCUGCCCUGUCGCUGCAGGGCCGCCAGGGGGCAGCGUCGACGACCGCUGCCCAGCCGACCAUCGAGCCCCUGUAUCGCCCGAGGCCCCUGCAACCACCCGCAGUGCGACGGCGACCCGGCCCCCUGCAACCUGAUCGUCGUCUUCCACGGCGACGUCACGGAGGCGCAGAUGACCAGCCUCGCGACGUCGAAGGCCCCCUCGGCGACCCCGUCGCUCAUGCCCGCGCUCAAGAUGAUGACGCUGGGCUUCGGCACGGACACCGCGAAGUGCGUCUCGUCCUACCAGGCGGUCAGGACCUCGCUCGAGGCGGGCGACCCAUUGCUGGGCAGCGUCGAGUUCGACAGGAAGAUGUGGGUGCGGUGAGAGCGCGCCGGGGGCAAUCCUUCCCCCCCCCCUCCCCUCGCAGCAGGCACAGCGGCAGGAACAUCAACCUUGGGAGUUUCGCGUGAAUUUCUUGGAUCGGCGGGACCCCCUGGCGCGCCUCUGGCUCCGCCGCUGGCGCGCUCCGCGCGCCAGGGAGGGGGGCCCAACGCCGAUCCAAGAACUUCGCGCGGGCCUCUGAAAGCUCCUGCUUCUGCGAAUUGCUGUUCCUGGAUCCUCCUCCGCUGUCAUCCUCCGCCCUGUCCAGAUGCGGCAAUCCCAGCACCGUGCCGGCCCAGAGCUCCGGGCGGCGACGGUCGGAGGAGCGCGCGGGCAAGGCCGCGUCACGUGCGGCGCCUCGUGCCCUGAGGCCUUGGGGCAGCCGCGCCGUGUCGGGGCGGUCUCUCCCCCUGCUCGUAGUGUUACGUCGGGCCUGUCCCUCGGCAGGAGGGCCCCUUCACAUGCUCCUCCCAGAUGGGGCGUCUCGAGGCAAAUAUCGGCGUUUGCGUGCCAGAGCGUUUUCCUUUGAAGAGCUGGGCGCCCUGGGCGGACGGCCGAAGGACCCCUGCAGCGGGACGCCCUGGCAACAAGGCUGCCGCCGCGAAAGACUGCCCGUUUAACGCUGGUGCCGCGCAAACGCGGCGCCGAACAGACUGCGCCGCGCAGGCUCGCGCGCGCCGAACAGACUGCGCCGCGCAGG
Molecule: messenger RNA, 1237 nt
Organism: Prorocentrum cordatum
Lineage: Eukaryota; Dinophyceae; Prorocentrales; Prorocentraceae
Source: the annotation of a GenBank genome assembly